CUUAGUACAUUUUUUCUCCAUUUCCUGAAAUGGAAGCAGGAAGAAAUAAACAGAAACUAAAAUGGAGCAAACUGUACACAUUCUCAUGUUUGCAUCCUCAUACUAAUGAAGGUGAUCCUACUUCUUUUUCUUUUGCUGCUGGUGCACCAUCACCUCAAAGUUUCAUUGGUCAGCCAGGUUAUUCAAGGGUGGUUUUUUGCAAUGAAUCACAUUUCCACAAGCACAAACAAUACAAGUAUCCUAACAACUAUGUAUCCACAACAAAAUACAACAUUGUCACCUUCUUUCCUAUAGCACUUUUCGAGCAGUUUCGUCGUGUUGCCAAUCUGUAUUUCUUGUUAGCUGCUGUGCUAUCUGUAACUUCCUUGGCUCCAUUUUCUCGUGUUAGUGUCAUUUCACCACUUGUUUUCGUCGUUGGGAUUAGUAUGCUCAAGGAAGCUAUGGAGGAUUGGAAUAGAUUCUUGCAGGACUUGAAGGUGAAUGCAAGGAAGGUUAAGGUUCAUAUAGGAAAUGGGGAAUUUGUAGAGAGAGCCUGGAAAGAUGUAUAUGUGGGCGAUGUGAUUAAAGUUAACAAGAAUGAGUACUUUCCAAGUGAUCUUUUGUUGCUUUCAUCAAGCUAUGAAGAUGGUCUUUGUUAUGUUGAGACUAUGAAUCUAGAUGGUGAGACUAAUCUGAAAGUAAAGAGAAGUUUGGAAGCCACACUUAGUCUAGAUGGGGAUGAACAGUUCAGUAAUUUUUUAGCCACGGUUCGUUGUGAGGAUCCAAAUCCAAACCUUUAUACAUUUGUAGGAAAUUUGGAGUUAGAAAAUGAAUCUCAUCCUUUGUCUCCAACUCAAAUUCUUCUAAGGGAUUCAAAGCUCCGAAACACUGAUUAUAUCUAUGGGGUUGUGGUCUUUAGUGGACCGGAUACAAAGGCUGUGAGGAACUCCACAAGGUCACCAUCUAAACGUAGUCGAGUAGAAAGGAAGAUGGAUCAUGUAAUUUAUGUCCUUUUUGCCAUGCUCAUUUUGAUAUCGAUGGUAUCCUCUAUCGGUUCAGCUGUACUCACAAGAUCUUAUGCUUUAAAGUGGUAUUACCUUGACGUGAAAAUGAGUGCUGAUUCAUCUUUUAAUCCAGCAAAGCCAGUUUUAUCAUGGUUGUUGCAAUUCAUAAGGGCUUUAGUGUUGUAUGGAUACUUGAUACCAAUUUCUUUAUAUGUUUCGAUUGAAGUUGUUAAAGUUCUGCAAGCUAUGCUCAUCAACAAGGACCAGAAGAUGUAUGAUGAUGUAACAGAUAAAUCAGUUGAGGCAAGAACUUCGAAUCUAAAUGAGGAGCUUGGACAGGUGGAAAUGAUUCUAACUGACAAAACAGGCACAUUGACUUGUAACCAAAUGGAAUUUAGGAAAUGUUCAAUUGAAGGGAUUUCAUAUGGGGGUGAGAUCACCGAAAUUGAUCUUGCAGCAUCGAGGAGAAUGAAUGUUGAGGUGGAGAGAUAUCGGUUUAGUCUAGGUGGAUAUGAUCCCACUGGUCGAAGCCUAGAGAUGUUUGAGUUCUCAAUGGCUGAUCCAGCAACAGAGAAGAUGGCCCUUGGUUUGGAGAAAGGAAUGGAGGCUCCUAAUACAAUAAAUCCAAGAAAUUCUAUCACAAGAAGAGACUCAGUUAUUAAGGGAUUCAAUUUCAGGGAUGAUAGACUAAUGGACAAAAUGUGGAUUAAUCGAUCUAAUGUGUCAGAUAUGAUGAUGUUCUUUCGUGUCAUGGCUCUAUGUCACACCGGUAUUCCUGUUGAAGAUGGACAAAGUGAUAAACUGAAAUAUGAGGCAGAGUCACCUGAGGAAGUAUCCUUUCUGAUAGCUGCACAAGAGUUUGGAUUCAAAUUCUGUCAUAGAACUCAAUCUAUGAUGGUUGUUGAAGAACUUGACCCCUCUUCUGGAAUGGAUGUUAAAAGGGAGUACAAGCUUCUGAAUCUUUUAGAAUUCAACAGCUCUAGAAAGAGGAUGUCUGUGAUAGUGAGAAAUGAAAAUGGAGACAUCUUUCUCCUGUGUAAAGGGGCUGACAAUGUUAUUCUUGAUAGACUUGCAGAUAAUGGUAGGACAUACCAGCAAGCGACAAGUACACAUCUCUCAAACUAUGCAGAAGAUGGCUUGAGAACCAUGCUUUUUGCAUACAAGAAAAUCAAGGCAGAUGAGUAUGAGAAGUGGAACUCACAAUUUACAAAAGCCAAGGCCACUAUAGGUCCAGAAAGAGAGGACCUACUAGAAAAUGCCUCUGAAAUGAUUGAGACAGAGUUGAUCCUGCUAGGUGCAGUAGCAAUAGAAGAUAAGCUACAAAAAGGGGUUCCUGAGUGCAUAGAUAAACUAGCACAAGCUGGAUUGAAGAUCUGGCUGCUAACUGGAGAUAAGACAGAAACAGCAGUUAACAUUGGAUAUGCUUGCAGUUUACUUCGGCACGACAUGAAGCAAGUUCAUUUGACUCUAAGCAAAGAAGCUGAGUCAAAAAAUCUCAUGAAGGUCAUGAGAGAAGAUAUAUUGGGUCAGAUUGAAAGAUACUAUCAAAUGGUCAUUCAUGAAUACACAAAGGAUCGACCUUUCGCCUUGAUAGUGGAUGGAAGAGCUCUUGAAAUCGCCUUGAGCAAUGAGUAUGGCAUGAAGGAUCAGCUUCUGAGAUUAGCCGUUAGAUGUGAUUCUGUCAUUUGCUGCAGAGUUUCUCCCAAACAAAAAGCUCUGAUCACGAGAUUAGUUAAGCAAUACACUGGCAAAACAACCUUGGCUAUAGGCGAUGGUGCAAAUGAUGUAGGUAUGAUCCAAGAAGCAGAUAUUGGUGUUGGAAUCAGUGGCAUGGAAGGAAUGCAGGCUGUUAUGGCAAGUGACUUCUCAAUGCCUCAAUUUCGUUUCCUGGAGCGCUUACUUAUAGUCCACGGUCACUGGUGUUACAAGAGGAUCUCCAAGCUGAUUCUAUAUUUUGUCUACAAGAAUGUCGCUUUUGGCCUUACGUUAUUCUUUUAUGACAUCCUCACAACUUCCUCAGGGCAGGUUCUAUUUGAUGAUUGGUACAUUGUCAUCUUCAAUGUCUUUUUGACAUCCUUGCCUGUGAUCUCCUUGGGUGUGCUAGAACAGGAUGUUUCAUAUGAAGUCUGUCUUAAGUUUCCAACCCUUUAUCAGCAAGGACCUAAGAAUAUCUGCUUCAGCUGGAAACGAAUCAUCGGAUGGAUACUAAAUGCAUCGUUUACAUCACUAGUAAUCUUUACAAUCAGCAUUAGUGCACUUUCCCCAGCUGCUUUCACACAAGGUGGAGAAGUGGCUGACAUUGGACACAUUGGUGCAGUUACUUACACUUGCAUAAUCUGGACAGUGAACUGCCAAAUCGCGCUAAUAAUAAACCAUUUCACUUGGAUAAGCCAUUUACUCAUCUGGGGUAGCAUCAUUUUCUGGUACAUAUUCUUGUUCUUGUAUGGAAUGAUCCCACCAAACUACUCGAAAACAGGAUUUCACCUCUUAACAGAAGCCAUAGGGCCUGCAGCAAUAUUCUGGAUUGUUACAUUGCUAGCUGUUGUAGCUUCACUACUUCCAUACUUCAUUCACAUUGUUAUUCAAAGAUCAUUCUUGCCUAUGGAUGAUCAUUUGAUCCAAGAAAUGGAACAUUUUAGAAUGGAUAUCGUCGAUGGACCGAUGUGGUUGAAGGAGCAGCAGAAAUCCAAGGAAAAGACUAAAGUUGGAUUUUCUGCUAGAGUUGAUACCAAGAUUAGGCAGUUGAAGGAACAGUUGCACAGGAAGAAAAAAGUCAAUGUUUAAGUUUGUUUCAAAUAGUCAUAACUAUAAAUCACUGUAAAAAAGAAAUCAGCUUUGAAUACUCAUAAAUAUAGUACUUCAUAUUAUUUGGCUAGCUCUAUACUGAUAGAAAGGGGGUUUAGUGGUUACCAAUAAUUUAGAGAUGUUUGAUUUGCUAUACAUGUAAUUUUGUACUCCAAAUAUUUGUUGGGAAAAUUAUAGCCCAAAGUCUAGUACAAGUUAUAAACUUUAUUCUAAAUAUACAUAUCUA
This is a messenger RNA of Solanum dulcamara, 4014 nucleotides long. RefSeq names its product probable phospholipid-transporting ATPase 5. Gene Ontology annotation, molecular function: ATPase-coupled intramembrane lipid carrier activity; ATP binding; magnesium ion binding. Gene Ontology annotation, biological process: phospholipid translocation. The transcript is spliced from 11 exons. Bases 30 to 3767 code for a protein of 1245 amino acids. The record is from RefSeq and is a predicted model, not a curated record. Gene Ontology annotation, cellular component: plasma membrane. Lineage: Eukaryota; Viridiplantae; Streptophyta; Magnoliopsida; Solanales; Solanaceae.